This is a messenger RNA of Anopheles arabiensis, 14560 nucleotides long. RefSeq lists its product as uncharacterized. The record is from RefSeq and is a predicted model, not a curated record. The transcript is spliced from 13 exons. Bases 1069 to 5364 code for a protein of 1431 amino acids. Gene Ontology annotation, molecular function: serine-type endopeptidase activity; protein binding. NCBI's taxonomy places the organism in Eukaryota, Metazoa, Arthropoda, Insecta, Diptera, Culicidae. Gene Ontology annotation, cellular component: membrane. Gene Ontology annotation, biological process: proteolysis.
GUGCAGUGCGUAGGCGGUUGUCGUAGACGUAACCCACCACGUGCUACGGGGUCUGUCUGCACGCGCACGGUUUUUAGUGCACCGAUUUUUUUGUAUCUCGCACAACACCACCACAACAGCCAGCCGCUCCCGUGUCGUCAUCGCCCAGUGUUUUGUUGUGCACAGCGUGUAUCUUUAAAGUGUUUUAGCAAACGGGGGGCAACAACUAGGAGGUUCUGUCUCAGAAAAUAAAAAGCCCGCAAACAGUGAACAACUCCUCAAUUUUCGUUUUGUUUUAUUGCUACAGACACACACACACAAAUACACCCCUCAAACAAAAGGCAACUACGUUAAGUUCAGCAAUUGAGUGCAGCAAAUAAUAAUAAAAAUUCCAGGUGCCCCCUCUAGUCGGUUGUGAAAGCGUGACCAAUACCCUAACGUAAUCUCUCCCACCCCUUCUAUCCACCGUGCCAUCUCUUCCCUUUUAUUUUAUUUUGGUGCGUGUUUGCCUUGAGGGCGAAAGUGUCGAAGGGUUUUUUUUUCUUUUUUGUUGUACGUGUGCCCAUCGUGAGUGAGUGAAUUGCCGUGAUACACAGACACACACACAAGCAUCAGUGUUGCAAAAGGUGGGAAAAUCGCACAAUUUACGCCUGCGGUGCGCUAAAGUGUCACCCCUCGAGUGCGUGCUUGUGUGGUGUGUGGCUAGGGUAGGGUGUGAGGCAAUGCCACGCAAGGUGCAGCAUAGUUUCGACGGAAAAACCACCACAACUAGUCUCCGGAGCAGCAGCAACAACGACAAUAACAACAGCACAACCAUUGCAAGGACACCGGCGAAACGAUACGGGGAAGCAUAAUGAGCUUUCGCUGGAAGUGAGUCGAGUUGUUUCUUUUUUUUUAUUCACCACGCACUAAAGUUCAGUCGCCCGAUUGCUACGGCACCAUUGGAAGCAGUGGGUUGGCUUCGUUUGCUGUUAUAAGGACAGAGAGCGGCAGUAGCAGCAGCAGCAGCAGCAAGGGAAGGAAAAGCCGAGGCAGGGUCUGUGAUUGCCAUUAUCAACAGUAACAAACGACGACAGCUACGACGGCGCGAUGGCGUCGUCGUUUGCUAAUUGCUCCUACGCGCCCGAUCCGAGCGCGGGCGACGCGAAUCCAUUCAACUACGGCGAGCGCAGCCUGCUGGACGAUCGUGACAAGCGUGGAGUAACGCGUGCAUCAAGCCUAGCCCUACCGAACCACUCACUGCUAGAUCUGCUCGAGCAGAAGCAAAAACUGUACGACACGAUCCACCUGACGCCACCGCCGAAAGGCAAUGGCACCCGGCGCCAUUCGUCCGACUCGUUCCCGAUGAUCGAGAACGAAAGCUUUCAAAUCCCGCAGCGGCAGAGCAAAAAAUCGUCCCAAGGUAUAGGGCCGGGGCCGCUGGUGCCACCGCCCGUACCGAAGCGCACCUUCCAGGGCAACUUCCCGCGCAAACCGCCCGACUCGUUCGAGGUACAGAAGCGGGCGUCCCUGCUCGCACUCGACAGCUACCAGCAGCAGCAACAACAGCUUCAGGCGCAGCAGCAACAGGUGCAGCAGCUACACCAGCAACUGCAGCAGCAGCUCCAGCAGCAGCAUCAGCAAGCGCAACCAUCGUACGCCCCGUUUGGCCGCUCCGAGCGGAUCUGCAAGUCCGCCUUCGAGGAUCAAACCUUCAGCUACUAUCCGGCGCCGAAAAGUGCAAAAAGCACCGGAGUCUCCGCUGGAGGUUCUGCUAGCGGUGGUGGUGGUGGUGUAGGUAGUAGCGGCACCUGCCACAGUGUCAGCGCGACCAGCUUCGACGAUCUCGGCGAGCCGGAUGACUUUGUGCUGUUCAGCAAGAAGAUGGCCUCGAUCGAGUCGAACCGUUCGUCGAGCGAUUCGAACAAAUCGCAAACCACCAUCGACACCGGGUACGUGUCGGCGAACGAAACCGACCGCUCCGUGCUGACCGGUGGCAGCUGCUCGUCCGCCAAGGGCGGCGGUGCGACCUCCUUUCGCAGCCGGUUCUCCUCCGAGGACACCCAGUCGUCGCUGGACAGCUUCCUCUCCUCCGAGCUGCACCGGACCGACACGAUCGAGUCGCUGCCGCUGAACGAUUCGCCCUUCAGCCUGAAGAAGAACGUGUUCAACUUCGAUCUGAAAACGUCCCCGCUGAUCCGGGGCAGCAGCACCGUCUCGCCGAACUCGAUCGACGAAAAGCUGGACAGCUGUUCGCCGCGCAGCAUCGAGAGCAAGGGCUCCCGCAAGCUGCCGACCGUGCCGACGCGCAAAGGGCCGGCCAGUGGGGUCGUGAUGCAGCCGAAGCUUCCACCGCCGGGUUCCGCCAGCGCGGGAGCGAACAGUCGCAUGACGCCGCCGCUACCACCGUCCCGCUCGCAGCAAGCGUUCGAAACGCGCAAACUGCAGAAGCUGCAGCAAGCGCAGCAGCAACAAACGCAGCUCAACAACGUGGCGUCGGCGCACAAGACGGCACUGGAAAGCUUGCAGGAGCUGUACAGCAGACCGCUCGGCAUCAGGCGCAACAUACAUCGGCCACCGCCGCUCAGCCAGCAGCAGAUGGUCAACGCAGCGGCAAAAGCGUCCCUGCUGGCCGGCCAGCGCCAAGACUCGAGCAUCUCGAGCGACAGCUUCUCCAUUACCUCAAGCCCGGGCUUUCAGAGCAAAGCGAUGGAGAGCUCACUGCUGCAACAACACACAUCCACCACCAACAGCAGCAAGUUCAACCGCUCGACCAUUCGCGGCAAGCCACCGAUGGACACGGCAACCGCGGUCGGCAUCGGUGGGACGAACGUUGCGCCGAACAACCUGACGGCGCUGAUGAAUUCAGCCGGAUCAACGCCGGGAGCGUCCGUCACGGCUGGCUCAACUUCCAUGUCGUCCGGUACCGGCAGUAACAUUCCCAAUGAAGGUUUGGCGGGAAUCGGUAUGUCCACUGGUACGAUUCGAUCCGUUCCGCCGCGAGUUAGCAUGCGGCAAGAUUCCAGCAUAUCCAGCGACAGCUUUAGUCAAACGUCCAGCCCUAGCUACAACUCGAAGAUCAUGGAGGCGCCGCUCCUAUCGCACGCCGCCAAGAUGCCCAAGGUGUCGAAACCGAUCGCGAAGAACCUGGACGAAAUCACGAAGGAAUCGCCAACGGACGUGAACGGGACGGCCGCCAUCAUUAAGAGUGCAUCGACACCGGCCAGCCUACAGACGAUCGUGCGGCUUUCCAACGGCUCAAACGUUAGUCUACAGCACAAGAAGUUCCAAAUUUUAAAAGCACGCAAAAACUCCAACCCGUACGUGACGAGCGGCCGGUUAAAGUUCCGCCUCUGCCAGAUAUUGCUGAACGCCGUCGGGCUGCUGGCCAUUGCCGGUGGACUCGCGGCCUACUUUAACGCCUACCCGACGAUCAAGUUUGUCAAUCAAACCAUCACCCGUACGGCGGUUCCAGCGUCCCAGCCCGGCAGUUCCGCAGUGGGCGGUGGUGGCGCUGUUUCCUCUGUCCCGGCGUCCGGUUCGGGCCAAUCUGCGGCUGGAUCACCAGGCCGGACAGCACUGGAUGUGGCCGGUGGUUUCCGUGGCGAUCGUAACCCAGCGCCCGGCGUUUGUCUGCCGGUGAUCGUAAAGUUCUGCCAGCAACAUCGCGUACCCUACAACUAUACCGUCUUUCCGAACUACAUUGGACAUUUUGGCCAGCCCGAGGCACAGAUCGAAAUUGAUCUCUUCGAAGCGCUGGUCGAUGUGCAGUGUUACGAGCUUGUUCCACUGUUCUUAUGCUCUCUGUUUGUGCCUAAAUGCGGUAAUUCCGGUGCAACCGUACCGCCAUGUAAAAGUUUGUGUACUGAAACAAUGCGUCGAUGCAGCUUCUUCUUCGACGUGUUCGGACUGGAGCUGCCGGAGUAUCUGCGCUGCUCGAUCUUCAACGAUGCCGUGUCGGACCAGGAGGAGUGCGUCGGGAUGGCCGAGUACAAGGAGUCGAUCAUACGGUCCCGCCGACCGAUGGCCUGCACUGGUUUUCUGUGUGACAAGCGGCGCUGCAUACCGAACGACUGGAAGUGUGACGGGCACGUCGACUGUCAGGAUCAAACGGAUGAGGCGCACUGUGACUUUUGCGGUGACGAUGCGAUCCACUGCGGCGAGGGGCAGUGCAUGAGCCAGAAGCACGUGUGCGACGGUACGCCCAACUGUCCGUACGGGCAGGACGAGCGAAACUGCAUUCGGCUCAGCGAGCGUAAUGGUGAUCUUGGCCGGGGUACGCUGGAGGUGUACAAAGCGGACCUUAAACAGUGGGCCCCGGCGUGCGUGAAAAACUGGGAUCCGGCCACCUCACCCACCAUGAUCUGCUCCCUACUGGGCUACAGCUCGGUCAACUCGAGCCGCACGGCAAUGCGCGGCUCGAACCGGACGCUCGUCAGCACCAAGGACGCCUCCUCCAUGUGGCGCAUGUACCAGAAGAAGGACGUCAACCUGAUCAAGGAGUUCAACAGCUGCGACAUCAACUCGCGCUACCCGGUCGCAGAGCUGACGUGUUCGAACUUUGAGUGUGGUAAGGUGAGGAACAGGAAGUACUUCAAGGCAACGAAACGCAUUGUCGGUGGAUCGACCUCCAACCCGGGCGACUGGCCGUUCAUAGCGGCCAUUCUCGGCGGACCAGAGGAGGUGUUCUACUGUGCCGGCGUACUAAUCGCCGACCAGUGGGUCCUAACCGCUUCGCACUGCAUCGGCAAUUCUCCCACUAGUCACACGAUGCGCAACGUCAACGACUGGACGAUACAGCUCGGCAUUACGCGGCGCCGCUCGCACACGUACUACGGACAGAAGGUGAAGGUGAAGACGGUCAUACCGCACCCGAUGUACAACCUGCACAUCCCGCACGACAAUGACAUUGCCCUGUUCCAGCUGGCCACCCGGGUAGCGUUUCACGAGCAUCUGCUUCCGGUUUGUUUGCCGCCACCGCACAUCCGGGAGCUGCCGACCGGCAUCAACUGUACUGUGGUUGGAUGGGGCAAGCGUGAGGAGCGUAACUCCACACCGAACGGCGCAUCGUACGAACCGACGCUCAACGAGGUGAACGUACCGAUCGUGAGCCGCGAACUGUGCAUCGACUGGCUAGAAACGUUCAACGUGACGGAGGGCAUGAUCUGUGCCGGCUACCAGGAAGGUGGCCGAGAUGCGUGUCAGGGCGAUUCCGGUGGUCCGCUGCUGUGUCCGUACCCGAACGAAAAGGACCGCUGGUUCGUGGGCGGUAUCGUGUCCUGGGGCGUGCGCUGUGCCCAUCCCAAGCUGCCCGGCGUCUACGCGAACGUGCCCAAGUUUAUACCGUGGAUUUUGGCGCAAAUCAACAACCACUCCGUGCUGCAGACUGACACGAUCGGGCGAUAAUUUCGGGCCACCGUGAAAGUGUGGAAGGAGAAGCCAACAGAGAUUGUUAGACUUGAAAGACGUGUAAGCCCGUGCGGCACUUGCGCUCACAGCAUUUGUUUGGAGUUAGUUAAACAGCAUGCUUAUGAAAAUGGGUCGAAUAUUUAUCCUCAACCCUAUACUAAAUCAAAGCCGUCGCUCUCAAACAAUCCCAAAAACACUGAAUGAUAAGGGCGAAAAAGUGGAAUUCCCUCCCACCUGUCCACCGAUGGGAACGCUUUCGCAGAGCAGGACGACAUCUGCCGGAAGCAAUGAAUCAUUCAUCGGCCUACGCGUUUUCAUUGAUCCCCUCGCCUCAUACAGACAGAUAAUCGACUAGACAUGGGACGGAUGUUUACCGUCAACCGUAUCUGUCAAUCAGUGUGUCAGGUGAAAACUGCCCGAGUUCAAACGGCACCCACAUAUCUAACCUGCUGUUCAAAUAGCUCUACAAAAGCGGUAGUGUUCAGUUUAGGCACACAAAACAAGAAGAAUAAUUCAAACACAAUAGUUUACUAGGCACAACCCACUAGGAGUCAAUUGAAGGUGAUAUGCAAUGCUGCAAAGCAAAAACAAACGAAAAGAAGAUAAAACCCAUUGACAAUAAUGGCUAAUGAGACAAUAACCCAUUUGUUCGUAAGUACAAUUUGCACACGUUAAACCAUUGCACCACCAAUCGGGAAGGGUUCGCGGGAAGAAGCUCCCAUACAACAUCCAAUUCCGAUGGGCCGAAUUGUGUGCCCCAGGCACAGGGCACAGUAAUCACGACAAUAAGCAACGCUAAACAGUAUGGCGCAGUAUCGGUGAUAGUAGGGAACUGGGGAUCCUUUUUUUAUUAGAAAGCAAGCAAAUCAGUUAAGAAGGCAGGGCAAACGAAGACAAUAAGAAGCAUCUGAGUCAAACUCGGAAUAAUAUUAGUCGCCAAAAACAAGACAUAGAAGUUGUUUGUUUUAGCAAGAGAGGGGUGAUAUCGUUGCAGCAUGAUAUGUUGCAGUAUUUGUGCAACCAGUGGUCGUCAGUAUUUGGUCUAUUUGGGAAGUUCAGUAAAGUCAAUGUUCGGUAUUAACUUGCUCAGCGUCGCGGUUACGAAUUUUGGAUGAGAUCAAAGACAUUACAGGGGUUUCCAGGAGUUCUCAUAUCUGUGGUCACUGUUUGACUCUUUCUUACUUGAAAUGAACUUAACGUAAUGGGAAUUGGACUCUACUGCAUCCUUGUUGCACAAACCCAAUAGGAAUUUCCAAAGAGCCUGUCCAAAACGGGUGCCGUAGAAUCCUAUUUCCGUAAUAUGAAGUUCAUUUCCGGUAAAGAAAGAGUCAAGGAAGUGUCCCACAACUAUGAGAACUCAAAAAAAAACCUUGUAAAAUUGUUUGCUUUCCUUUCGAUGUUUGCUUUGAGCGGUACAAUACGCGAUAAUAACGUGGAAGCUGGGCAGGAAUACUACUGCAAACUCCAACCGGUUGCAAAAAUAAGCAAAAGCCCCAAAAGUAGCAGCGAUGGAAAGCAGUUUUAUUCUAUACAAUCUACCACUAUGGGCAUUUAAAGCAUACCUUACAUAUAUAAUAUUGGUAGAUAUACAACAAAACCAACAUACAAAAUGGUAAAUUAUUACGAACCAGAACAAUAUUAUUAUCAUUAUUAAUAUUAUUUUUUAUUACAACGACUCCGUAUCACUCACACAAAUCAAAGCAUCAAUUAGCAUAUUUAUCGACUGUUGUUGAUAUUUGGAAGAGUUUUAAGAGACAUGGUUAGGGUUGGGCAGUGCUACAAAAACGUUGUUGGAAUAUUGUUGCGUUAGGAGUGGAAUGUAAAGCGGAAAACAAGGUAUGGAAAAGGUAAACGAUCUAACCAGAGGGCAAUCGCUUUUUAGGUGUUCUCCAUUCAGGUGUUUGACAGAGAUUCGAUUAUUUAUCAACCCACAAAGGCGCAAAGAGUGUUUGUUAUCUACCGCCAAACCCGUCUACCCAAUACCACGGCACGUGUAUUUUAAUGGACUGUUGGAGUGUGUGGUUGGAGUUGAGUUUAAUGCUAGAGAUGGUUUGCCGUUUUACUAAUAGAAAAUGUGGUGCAGAUGAGCUGCAGUAAGGAAUGUUUUUGAAAGGAUACAUUUUUACCCCCCAAAAAAAAGAAGUGGAAUAAAAUAACGCAUGACAAUAAGAAAGAGAUGAGACAAACACACAGCUAGCGCAAUGUAUCCAACCAUAUCGAGAUGAAUGUGUUGUAUUCACUGUGAAUUUUAAAAAGGAACAACGCACACAAAAAAGAGUUGCAACAAUCAAAUGCCAUUAAACGUUGUCUUGCAACACAGUUUUGCGUUUCAAUACAGUAAACUCGUCUAUUUACAAAUCUCGUGCUUGCAUUGUGUGCUGCUAAUUGUUACAGACAAUAAGUAGGAAUUUGUGUUUAUUUUUUGCUUCUUUUUCUGUUUCUGUCCCCGUUUACGUAGGAAGUAGAAUGAAUUUAAAAGGUGUACAAAUUUGAUACGUGCUAUUGCCACAUCACAAUUUAAAAAGGGUAGCAUGUUGGGUGCGUACUUUGUACGGCAGGAAUAUUAAAACAUAAAAGUUCUAUUUGUGUGUGUUUUUUGUAGGCAACAAUAUAACCAAAAAGGCUACACACAUACACGUGCGUUUCAAACGACGUGCCAACAGCGAGACAAUAAGCACAUUGCACAGUGGGUAAAUGAGGUUAUCGAGAAGCUAGGUAUGUCAGUGUGGAUACAUAUUUUUUAUAACUAAAAACACACACAUCCACAUAUCCACACAGACCGCAAGGACAAUAAACUCGAGUGACGAGUGGAAAACAGAAAGUAUUUAUGGAUAAAAUGCAUUUAUAAUCCUAUCCCCUACUAUCCCUUUAACAAAACUAGUAACGCUAAGAGAGAGAGAGAGAGAGAGAGAAAACGGAAAUCCCAGAAACACAUAAAACCCAGAAAAACAGAAACUACGGAGUUCAAGGAAGUUUGUGAAGAAGGCACGUUUAAUGAUGAACGUUAUUACAAUAGGAAUAUUGUCGCCUAGUGAUGAAGACUCGUUUUUUUUUACUCAAUAUACUCUCCCAACAAAACAAACACUGUUGUUCGUAUCAGAGCUAUUACUGAACAGCAAUGCCACAUAGUUGUGAAGGUGCGCCACGUGGUGUAAUAGUUGUGCUUUCCUUGGACAAGAAGCUUUUGUGGUAGGCAUGUGUAGCGGUAGUUGAUAGACGUCAGUGUAAUCUUCCACGGGUUGAUGGUAGGUUUGAUUCCCACACAAAUCAUCCCGUGUACGCUCAUGAAUUCAUGUAAAAACUGUGUGAUGCGUGUGUGCGCGUGUGUGAGUGUGUGUAUGUGUGUGUGUGUGAGGGGGCAAGGUGCGUAGAAUUAUGUACAAAUUUGAAUAAACCAUAUCCCUUAAGCUUUAGUGAAGGCUACACUUCAAACCAGGGCAGCAUAGUAUAUCGUGAGAGCACAGAAUGCCUAUUUCGAGAAAGAGAUGAUGCAAAGGGAGAAACAUUUAUAUCGAGUGAGGUACAAUACGCAAAAACCGACACACAAGUAGCCAUUAAACAACAACAACAAAAGACACACCGAAUGAUAGAACUUUAUCGUAAACUGUAACGUAAUGGGCAUUAGUCAACCAAAACGACGUCCGCAGGAGAAAUAAACACAUAAAGCUACAAUUAAAUGUGCUGUACAAGGAAAAAACAUCGCACCCAAUGGCAUAAGGGGUGGUAGUCAUAAAAGCCGAACGGUGAAAUGAAUUUGUGAGCAACACUGGCAAAGGGCAGAUGAGUGUAUGUGCAUGUGCUUCAAAGGCAUCCUCUUUAAUAUUAGCUCAGCUGCGAGUGUGGUCGCAGCACCAUGUCUCCCUGGUUUUAUAUACACAGAGUCACGACAACUAGAAUUAAAUCGAAUCAAACAACAAACGAGCGUCAUUGUAGCAGUGUUUAGGCAUAAAACAAUACUAAUGAGAACAGUUUAAAAACGAAUGAACAAAACAAAAAGAAACACACAAACAAUAAACUAUUUGUAGUUGACUAUACGAAUGAAAGGGAGGGGUGAAGGGUGAAAAAGAGAGCACAAAAGUGAAAGAGUGAUGAGAAAGGGUUAUGGUAAAGCAUUGCAUUAUUUCAAAAUAUACCUAUAAAUAUAUAUCAAAUAUCAUAUACAAUUCCUGGUAUAUAGGAAUAGAGCAACCUAUCUUAUGCAAACUACAUGGGAUGUACUAAGCUGCGCAUUAGUGGAUAAUGGAUAGUAGUGAAUAGUGUGUUGGUUUUUUGUUUUCGUUUACAAGAAUAAUACAUAUGUGGUUCAAUUUGUAGCAGUAGCAAUUUAUCCACUUUACCACCUCCAAACCCGGAACUGGUCAAUGUGAUGUUUUUUUAUUAAAAGCCACACAACACACACUUUUUGCCGCGUCAUUUAACCGGACACAAAUGUUUGGUUUUGUUGAAUGAGUACACAAGUACAGCAAGAGAUAUUAAUGUGCAAAUUUCAACUGCUUUCUACUUUGGUGGCCACUGAGGAAACGAUUACUAAUAAAAAAAACACAUUUUUUUAUUUAAAUUCAACACGGUUUAAACACAUGUAAGUAAUAGGCAACAACCGUUCUUAACACAGCUUUGUGUGCAUCUAAGCAUCUAAUCAUAGUGUCAAACUAUGAUGUAAGGGUAAAUGUUUGGACAGAUCAUACACCGAAACGCAUUACACUCACACAAGAUAGUACACCAUACAAAUAAAAACGUUAGAAAAUUAAGAAGGAUUUAUGGUUUUUCACAUUUUCUAUUUUUUUAAACAAAACAACAACAAACCCUGCUACAAAUACAACGCUAAUGUGUUCUUCGUGCUUCGUUAGUGAUGCAUGCCUGUUUGGUAGAGGGGGGUUUUUCUGUUGUAAGUGUACUUGUUGGUGCAUAGUACCAUACCUAGAGGGCGCCACACACGAGUGUGCAUUUAUUGCUUCAACGACUGUUUCAAGAAAAGUACUGUAGCGCAGGAGGAUGGAGAGGAUGAAUUUAAUCAAUUUAAAAGAAAAUAGAUAUAGCCCAACACAGCCAACCACUGAUCGAAUACACACACACACACACACACACACACACACACACACACACACACUAUGGAAUGGGAGGGCGAGAAACAUUAGAAGAAAACAAACAAAACUUAUAUGCGUGGGUUUCAGCUUUAAUAAAAACAACUAUGUCAUAGAGCAGUUUGUCAGUGAACAAAAGCCACAGCACCAGUAACCCGGUAAACUCGGGCUGGCUGAGCGUGAAGAAAGUGUACAUCGCCUGCCUGCAGACAGCACCAUUACAAUGCACCUACAGCAACAUACAAUAGUAACGUCACAAUGCAUGGAGGAAUUUAACUCUCCAACCAACAGUAACCAAUAGUAGAAGUAAGAGAUUUUACACUUAAGUUACUUUACUUCCCUGUAGGAGUUGCUUAUUUACAAGUUUAACAGGACUGUUUUUGUUGUAACAUUCUAGUACAUAUCAAGCUAAACCGCAACUGUUUAUUUGUAGGAUAAGCAUUCUAGAACAUUUUUUUUUUUGUUUUUUUUUGUGAAAGUCAAAAAUGUUUGUUUUUUCAACUCCAACAAGCAAACAAAUUCACACAAAAAUCCCAAACGAGCAUUGUGCAUAGAGGGAGAACACAACAUUUUUUGCUAACACGUAUAGAAAUAUUAAAGUAAAAGAUUAUAUAUAUGUAUAUGUAUAGUAGGAACUAUCACUACCACUUCCAUGUUCUAGCAGCAACUAGUAAAACAAACAACCUGUAAACACGCAAACACCCCCCGACACACAUACACCCUAACUAUUAUUCCUGCGAAUCAAAUAGAGAGAAAAGAAAAUGAUAGAUUUUAUGUAUUUCUUCAUAUACAGAGAGACAAGCAUAUCUUUUUAAUAAACAAACAAAAGAAAAGACAAGAUUGUAAAAUUUAAAAUUGAACCUAUACAUAUAUAAAUAUACUGCAGGGGUCGCUCGCGCGUAGAAGCAGGAACCCUUUCCUAGACGUUUCAUAGUGUAGCAGAAGCAGCAGCCGUAGGUGAUGGUUUUGUCCUCAUAUAACCGUGGCGCAUACAGCACAUUUAUACACACAUACAUAUAUCACUGUCCUAUAUUGGCCACAGUACUAGAUGACGCACUCGAGACAAAAUGUCGCAUAAAUAAAUAAAGUAAAAGGAUUCACCUAUAGAGGCAUAUUAUAUCUGUCAUACAGAGCCAUAGGAGAAGAAAGUAUUUCAGAGCAGGGUAAUCAGUUGUGGUGAACGCAGUCGUUACAGAGCAAACUUGCCCAAACUCUUUGCGUUGUGUUUUGAACGAGCAAGGUUUCGGUUUAAUUUUUUUAGCGAUGUCCGGCAUCGAAACCUGAAAAACCUUUUACGUCUAGGAGGGUGAAUGUAACUGUUAAAUAAGGCCUAGGUUUGUAACAGACAAGUGCAAACAAUUUUCCGUGUAUGGCUUAUCUGCACAAAAGCACAAAUACAGAACGCUAAAACAAAGUCAGUAGUAAGUUAAUUAUUUGUUGAUAAUAAAACACGCAGUCAAAAACGCACACAUAAAUUUAAUGUUAAGCAUAAACCCAUAUGAACUAUGUAAUGAAUACGCAACCAUGUUCGCCUCACAGUGAAACGAUCCAACCGGUCAACAGCUAAACAUAUGUGCUCAGUGUACAUAUUGUUGUGCUUUUUUUUUCAAACAGAACAAAUAGUAACAGCGGCCAUGUCAUCACUAAACCAACACAGUUAGCACUAUGUACUAGGCGCCUCCAUACGCACCGGAACGGCUGUAUUGCAGUUUACAGUUUUAACAGUUUUCUAGCACUCGCUUGCCUAGUAGAAACUAACCGUACAGUCGCCACGAAUAGCAAAACAUAACCGCAAUAUAAUACUUUACGUGUGAGCCGCAUCUUUUUCGUAUUACGUUGCAGUAUAAAUGCGCGAUUAAGUAAUUGUCCGCAUCAGAGUCCGUUGAUGCGGAAGGUACAGUAGCGUACGAAUUUGUAGCGAAAUCGAACUUUUCGAAUUAAAAAGGGGACAUAAUCAAGGUCAGUUAAGCAUCCUCGUGUUUCGUAAAGAUUGCUGUAGCUGUGAGAGUUGCGCGUGUGUUUGUACUUCUAUUGCAGGGUUUCCCAGACAGUUUGCAAUGUGAACAGCAUUACUCACUGUUUGUGAGAUGUUUCUCAACAACUGUCACAUAUUGAAUGAGCGACACAAAUAAUCAGCUCAUGCUAAACAAGUUAAACAAAACGCCUAUCAAAAAGAAUCCAAAUCAUGGCAUGUUGAAAAUCAUGUGGAAGAACUGAAACACUAUUGCAAAGCAAAUGAAACAAGUGAACAAUGCUGUUCACAUUGGAGCUCCGGAACUCCAGAAACGCAGUAUUUUUUUUUUUGUAAUGCAUUCCAAUGUAUUCACCACAGCACAGGUUUAAAAGUGUGCAACAAAAACUACCUAGCGGCUACAAACAAAGCAAAUUCAGUGUUCAAAAUUGUUCCCACAGCCGCCAGAGUUCGUGUAGCGAGACAGAAAUCGAGAGUAGUUGGCAGACAUUUUCAACCACCCAUCCGAGGAGUAAAGUGAAAAGGAUAUGAUGGUAACAUUAUGCAUGCAUCAUUUCCGUACUAUAUUUUGUUCUACGUUCAAUCCCAUAGUAUAUCAACAUCAGCUCGAUUAGUGUAGGGUGUUUGCUCUGAAAAAUGAAGCAUAAUAAGCUAAUAGAUGAUAUUAUCGUUUGUUUUUUUUUUAUUGUAUAAAAAUAACUUCGCUACCUAAUUCCGUUUAGAUGACAGAAGAAAAAAACCACAUACAGAGAAAUGUAGGAAAGGCCUCAAGCACAGAACAAUUAUGUUUCUCAUGUAUUUUGUAUGGUGUGUAAGUGGUUAUUCGACCCAUUGCUCGUAAAGUACCCGUGUCAAUUUUAGAAAAGUGGGAACGUUCCCUCUGCCCCGCGUGAGCGCCCCACAAUUCCCCGGCUGGACCCGGCAGAAGGAGGUGGAAGGAUAGGAAGAAAGAUACAGGAGGAUACAUACUAUUUUUUAAAAAGCAAAAAUUAUCACCACCGCCAUCGAAGCUACUCGUUUUUUAGAGCAAGCUCAGUAUGAAUGUUAGAGCUCAGCAGGUAUAGACAAUAAUCGAUGUACGCAGUCGCCGUUCCUAAGCAGCGCGGCCAGCAGGAAAGAGAAAGGGUUUGCGCCGACCAGCCGUGGAUGUAUGUGUGCGUGUGUGUGCGUGUGUUGGUGUGUGUGUGUGUCGGUGUGUGUAUCACUUCCCUACCUAGUGCAAGGCAUCUUAUGUACGAACCACGAAAGGUUUUCAACUUUAAACUAGACGAGUGAAAAGGACAAUAAUCAAUUACGAACUCAAUGCCGUUUACCUAUUUAAAAUAAAACAAAAAACCAAAAGAGAAGACAUGCACUGUUCAUGAGGUGUUUAGCUACAAUCAUUAAAAGACACACAUACAUACACACACGUAGAGCAACCAAUUUAAAAUCCCACGUUGCGUUGGUGAUGAUAAUGAUGGGUGGAAAAUGGGGAGCAGGAAGGCACGAUUGACGAUAAUGUAAGCAAAACAGGGACGGAAAUUUAUCCUCCAACCGAAGAGUGUGUAGUAGUUGCGUUAGUAGGCUCGGUCACAUUGGACCGGCAGAGUAGGCCGCUGUGCAAGAGUGUGUUGGUUUUACGCCACCGUAAUGUAACUAAAUAGAACGAUUAUAUACAUGCAUACAAAAUAUAUACACAUAUAUAGACACACACACACAUACACACACUCCUUCAUGUAAAACGUUGAGGGUAAAAGCUAAAUGUACAUGUGUGUGUGUGUGUGCGUGUGUUGCCAAAAUGAAUUCGCGAUAUGAGGGAGGCAAACCCUCUAAAUUAGUCCUUAACCACACUCCCCUCCUCCACUUCCAAAGGAGCGUGCGGGACAGUGCCGCACACUAUCACCCACCCACACACCCACACACACACACACACUCCAAAGAUCGCUGUAUACAACGUAAAAAAGAAAAACUUUAAAUCCCGCAACCAGAAAAUGCGAGUAACACACAAAUAUGAUGUAUUUAAAGUUAAAACAAACCAAAACAAACGCCAUCACCGUAAAAUGAAACAAACUAACUGAAAUAUGUGCAAUGACAAUAGACACGAAUCAAUUGAAAACCAGAAACUAAAGAAAAAUAAAAUUGUAGAACGCUUUUUAUGUAA